Molecule: messenger RNA, 1308 nt
Organism: Aspergillus mulundensis
Lineage: Eukaryota; Fungi; Ascomycota; Eurotiomycetes; Eurotiales; Aspergillaceae
Exons: 4
Coding region: 1-1308 (435 amino acids)
Molecular function (GO): metal ion binding
Source: RefSeq, a predicted model, not a curated record
AUGGCAGGAUCGCAACGCGAGAGGGCUGCCUCGAAGCGCCGUCCCCCGGUGGUCUGGGAUCAUCGAAAGGACAAGUUCAUGCUUCUUGCUCUUUUCUCCCAGCUGAACAUUAAGACCGCAGACUUUGAUCAGCUUGCGGACGUGCUGGGAAGUGAGGUCUACUCCGCGAGCGCUUUGAGAAGACGAUUCAAGGAAUUACGAGAGGCUGCUACGGAGGUCUUCGAUGAUCGACAGGACCGCAAUGCUGAUGUUUCCAUCGUGGAAAACCAUCGUGACCACGACGAUGACAUUCUUGAAUUUUUCAGGGAUAGACCGGCCGUCCAGAGAGUUGCACCAAACCUUCCGACAUCUCCUCAACCUAGAAUACGAUCGAGUCCCGUGUCAGAGCUUUCAGCGAGCUCCAAGGAGCCUGCACCUCCCCGAGGACUAGAGCUUUUUGCUCAGCCAACUCCUCCAAGCUCCGCUUCUUCUACGCGUACCCGCCCUGAAAUCAUAUCCUAUGCGCGUCCGGAAUCUUCUCGAUCUACUCUUGCUACCACUUCCGCUAGCAAGAACAAAUCACCCGCCAAGAGCUCUAAUCUCAAGUCGAACACCCAACACAGCCCUAAUUCUUCCGGAAAGAAACGCAAGCGUGCUGAAGAUGACCUACCCAAGAUCUCAACUUCCAACAACAAUGGACAAGAUGGUAAUAACCAGCGCAAUGCUCAUACCUGCGAUGACAGAAAGGUAUUCUGCUCGUACUGGAUACGCAAUGGUGAAUGUGACUUCAUGCAGCAGGGAUGCAUCUACAAGCACGAGAUGCCUCAUGACCUUGCCACUCUGGAGAGACUCGGCUUUAAUGACAUUCCCCGCUGGUAUCGUAAGAAAUACCGCAUUUCCAGUCUCAAGAAGAAGUCCGCCGAGUCGCCACAGGCAAAAGUUAAAGUCAAUGAGCCACCGCGUAUUAAACCCUCAAUGGGUUCAGGUACUGAUGCAUCUUUUGGACAAGACGAUGACGAGUGGGACUGGGACUACAGAGCUUUGCCAAAGAGCCCAGGUUCAUCAGUGGUUUAUUUAGGCAAUCCUUCCGGCGCCAGUUCUCCGUUGGCUUCAAUGCUUGAGCGAGAUGCGAGACCAACCCAAGAUCCGGAAGCAUCUCGUUCAAGACCUGCGGAGCCCUGGAGACUCUCCACUAUCCAGAUUUCUCAGUCGAGUAGCGGAGCCAAGCCAGUCAGCUCCUCAGAGCCCUCGAAGAAGUGGCCCAGUGGGAUUCCACCAGCAGCCCCUAAGCGACUCUGGCUUUCCGAUAUGCCCAGAGUAACGCGCUGA